This is a messenger RNA of Eruca vesicaria subsp. sativa (arugula), 597 nucleotides long. Lineage: Eukaryota; Viridiplantae; Streptophyta; Magnoliopsida; Brassicales; Brassicaceae. The record is from the annotation of a GenBank genome assembly.
AUGAAAGAGGAGUGGGCUGAUGAUGGAGUAGCUCUGAUUCCAGGAGUAGACGUUAAUCUCAGGGCUGAACCGCUACCAUUAGCCAAUGGACACAACCAAAUAGACCAGAAUCAUCAUGAAAAUUCUCUCAAGCCGCAGGAGAGUAACCGUUAUGAUCAAGAUGAGGAAGCACUCAAACAAGCUCCGUUACCUCUCCUCCAGUACAAACGCAGACGCCAAAACGAGCCCACCAACAACAACAGCUCAAUCAGGACCACACAGGACCACUGUUCGUCCACAAUAACAACCGUAGACAAUACACCAACCUUAAUCUCAUCAAUUGCUGCUGCUGCCACCAACACAGCCAUCUCUGCAUUGCUAGAGUUCUCUCUCAUGGGUAUCUCCGACAAGAAAGAAAACCUUCAGCCUCCUCGCAAGGAAACUUAUUCUCCUCCUGCUCCACUUCCAUCUCAUGAAGAGAAGCUGAAUGAUCUCCAGAAGGAGGUUCAUCAGAUGUCUAUUGAGAGAGAAACUUUCAAGCUUGAGAUGAUGAGUGCAGAGGCUAUGAUCAGUAUUCUCCAGUCCGGGAUCGAUGCUCUGCGUCAGGAGAACCAGUAG